Fomitopsis serialis is the source of this 1654-nucleotide messenger RNA. RefSeq lists its product as uncharacterized. The transcript is spliced from 6 exons. Bases 56 to 1234 code for a protein of 392 amino acids. The record is from RefSeq and is a predicted model, not a curated record. NCBI's taxonomy places the organism in Eukaryota, Fungi, Basidiomycota, Agaricomycetes, Polyporales, Fomitopsidaceae.
CCAUCGUCCAUGUCUGGCCCUACUUGUGAGUACAGUUGUAGUCUGCUUGAGCAUCAUGCCUGUUGCUCACAUUGCUCCUGAUCUUAGCAGCAAUGCACCUCACGGUCAGCACAGUCCAUUCGACGGCAUAGCCCAAUCGCGUCCGGUCGCUCACUACUCGUCUUCGCAGCCUAUGGAAUUCUCUCCGAUGUCCGACUUUGGGCACUCUGAGCCAAGCAGUUUUAGUGGCCAUACGCUCGACAACAUGGGUUUCUCUGACGCCCAAUACGCUCCUCCAUCCUUGCUCUUCAGGUCCCCGACCGACGACAAUAUGACAUCGCCCGGGUCGUACAUGUCACCCUUUCCUUCACUAGACGACCCUCUCGGCACUCCAAUGCACCUACGGCAUCCUCAGAUACAAAUUGACACAACCGGCUACACCUCCCACUCGUCAUCCCAAACGACCCUUGAUGGGAUGGUUAGCCCUUAUGAGCCGCUCGGCAUGGGCUCGCGCCGUCCUAGUUUGGCGACGCCUUCGACGUCGAGCUCUCACCUCGCGACUCCCGAACACUCGCCGGGCGAGUCGAGUCAGGCACACGGAUACUUGAAGCCCAACGCUUCGCCCAUCUCCCCGUCCACGUCGUUGACAGACAUGUUUGAGCAGCAGGCGAUCUCUCUGCCGAGCGAAUUUAAUCCCCCGGGACGCCCCAGACAAGCUUCCCGAACGGUUACGGAGCUCGCAAGGGAACUAUUGUUGCCCUCCGAUGGAGAACUCGUGCCGCAGAAGACCUACCGUCCUCAUACGCAGAGUGACCGGCGCCGCUACGUCGAGGAAGUCGAGCUGGAGGAGCCUAUCAUGUUCUUUCUGCAGAACUCUCAGCGAUGCGGCAUAUCCCUCCAAGAUGCCUUGAACGGCAGGUUCAUGAACCUUGCCGGUAGAGAUGACCACAUGUUCGUCAACCGUGGGCCGUCCGUGUCAAUUCGACUCAUGUGGCCUGGUUAUGCGCCUUGGAGCAGGCAGAUUCCCACAAGAGACUUCCGCACCCCUCCUCAACCUAUCACGAGGGCCAAACUGGCUAAGAAUGUUGCGAAAACCAUACAACGAUUCAUUCAGGAUAUGGAGCAACGCCCGAUGGAGGAGGAUGCCCGUCCUGAGUGGCGCGUUGGCUCUGCGCACAUACAGCUGCACCAUCUGACAUUGGUCGGACUGCAGCACGUCUCUAUGGGCAGCUGGCAAGCCUACGUCGCGAUUUGAUUGAUACCCCACCGACCUCACUAUACCAAUGUACACUUUGAUCUUUCUCCUUGCAUCGCUCGCCGUUCUGCCCUUGUUUUUCUUGUGGCCUCCGUUAUUCAUGCGAAGGACGUGGAAGCUCGUCCCGAGGCUUGUCCAACCAUACGUCACACCUGUCGUUCAUGGACAUGACUCUGGGAGGGGUUGCUGCGUCCCGGACAUCAUCUUUUUGCCACUGUUCUCUGCUGCUCUCUCAUGUCUCCCCGAUCUGCAUGUCUGUAUCCACGCUUCUUGCUUCGUCCUGUCCUAUGAUGCUUUCCUCACCUCGUCGACUCAAUGGGUCUAUGCCCUAGGUUGUGAUGUUUCUUGUCGAUACGGACACGCUCUGAACCCCGCUGUAUCAAAUGUGCAUUGAAUGACAAUGCAAGUGAAUUUUCAAAA